AUUAUAACUAACUUAUUAAUUUUUAAUUCCAAUGAUUUUCCAUCAACGAUUUUCUAGUCCUUUUCCUUCCUCCUUCUUUUCUAAGGAUAUAUAUGGGAGCUCAAUGCAACGCCUUAGAUACGUUCACUCACACUCCAAUCCAACCACAAUUUUAGUCACACUUAACUAGCUACCAUUUCAAAUUUUGUUUUUCCAACUUCUAAAUUCUCUCUCUCUGCGCCUUCAUUUUAUCACAUGGAUUUGCCUUUGGAUUUAGAUUUUGAUUAUCAUCUUUUUCCAAACCAAAACCUUAACUUUUUCGAAAACGCUGGCGACCCUUUUUCCUGGGACUACAAUUUUGACGACAUCUUCAACUUCAGCGACGACCAAACCAAGGAAUCAUCUUCGGCGUCCAACGUUUCCGCUUCUGUGGGAAGCCUUGAGUUACAGGAAGUAUCGUCCGACAACACAGCCUACGAAGAAGUGUCGAAAAUAACGGAGCCAGUGGCGGCGCCGGCGCCGGCUAAGGAGGGUAGGAUGUACAGAGGAGUGAGGAAGAGGCCGUGGGGGAAGUUCGCGGCCGAGAUAAGGGAUUCGACUCGAAACGGCGUUCGGGUGUGGAUUGGAACGUUCGACACGGCGGAAGCGGCGGCUCUGGCUUACGACCAGGCGGCGUUCUCGACGAGGGGAUCUUUAGCGGUGCUGAAUUUCCCGGUGGAAGUGGUGAGAGAGUCCCUGAAAGACAUGCCGAGUAAGCCUUGGGAGGAAGGUUCUUCCCCUGUUUUGGCCCUCAAGAGAAAACACACUAUGAGGAAAAAGUCCAGUUCGAAGAAGAAGAAAAGCAAAAGCGAUGGCAGGGAGCAGUUAGAAUUCUGCACCACUUCGCAGAAUGUGCUGGUGUUCGAGGAUUUGGGUGCUGAGUAUCUAGAACAGCUUUUGAGUUUGACUUAUUAGUCUCUGUUUCUUGUUCCUCUGUUUCUGCAAUUGUUCAUAAACGAACUCCAAUCUUGUAAUUCUCUUCACAACUGGAAUGUUCUCUGUUUUUUUUGUCGAUAAUAAUAAUAAAUAUUAUUAUCAUCCUUUGUCAGCUAAUGUGAGACUGAUAUCUACUUUUACGAAUAUAGGUAUAAACAG
This is a messenger RNA of Vigna radiata var. radiata (mung bean), 1113 nucleotides long. Its product is annotated as ethylene-responsive transcription factor 1B. Bases 235 to 933 code for a protein of 232 amino acids. NCBI's taxonomy places the organism in Eukaryota, Viridiplantae, Streptophyta, Magnoliopsida, Fabales, Fabaceae. Gene Ontology annotation, molecular function: DNA binding; DNA-binding transcription factor activity. The record is from RefSeq and is a predicted model, not a curated record. Gene Ontology annotation, biological process: ethylene-activated signaling pathway; regulation of DNA-templated transcription. The transcript has a single exon.